Carlito syrichta (Philippine tarsier) is the source of this 1193-nucleotide messenger RNA. It is a transcript of the gene CYSLTR2, whose product is annotated as cysteinyl leukotriene receptor 2. Gene Ontology annotation, biological process: G protein-coupled receptor signaling pathway. The record is from RefSeq and is a predicted model, not a curated record. Gene Ontology annotation, cellular component: plasma membrane. Gene Ontology annotation, molecular function: leukotriene receptor activity. The transcript has a single exon. Lineage: Eukaryota; Metazoa; Chordata; Mammalia; Primates; Tarsiidae. The coding region runs from base 157 to 1173 and encodes 338 amino acids.
AGUAUUUCUUUCCAUUUCAUUGCAACCUAGAAAGAUAUAAUCAGUGGACAGAAAGGAUAAAGGAAAUACACAAAGUAACUUUUUGUGUCUCUUUCUUUUUAACCCAGCAUGGAGAGAUAAUUUAUAUCCUUGCAUUCAUCCAUCUCCAUCUCAGAAAUGGAACCAAAUGGCACCUUCAGCAGCAACAACAACAACAAUAACAAGAACUGCACAAUUGAAAACUUCAAGAAAGAAUUUUACCCAAUUGUAUACCUGAUAAUAUUUGUCUGGGGAGCCUUGGGAAAUGGCUUGUCCAUAUAUGUUUUCCUGCAGCCUUAUAAGAAGUCGACUUCUGUGAAUGUUUUUAUGCUAAACCUGGCCAUUUCAGAUCUCCUCUUCACAAGCACACUUCCCUUCAGGGUUGAUUAUUACCUCAGAGACUACAAUUGGAUAUUUGGAGACUUGGCCUGCAGGAUUAUGUCUUAUUCUUUGUAUGUCAACAUGUACAGCAGCAUUUAUUUCUUGACUCUGCUGAGUGUUGUGCGUUUCCUGGCAACUGUUCAUCCCUUUCGGCUUCUCCAUAUCACUAGCAUCAGGAGUGCCAGGAUCAUUUGUGGAGUCAUAUGGGUCUUUACCAUGGCUUCCUCAGCAAAGCUUCUGGACAAUGGCUCUGAGCAGAAGGGCAAUGCUACAUUAUGCUUGGAGCUGAAUCUCAAAAAAAUCACAAACCUGCAGAUUAUGAACCAUGUUUCCUUGGUGGUGGGCUUCCUGCUGCCAUUCUUCACACUCAGCAUCUGUUACCUGAUGAUCAUUCGUGUUCUACUAAAGGUGGAGGUCCCAGAAUCAGGGUUGCGGGUUUCUCACAGGAAGGCACUGAUCACUGUCAUCAUUGCUUUGAUCAUCUUCUUCCUGUGUUUUCUGCCCUAUCACACACUGAGGACUGUUCACCUGGCCACGUGGAAAGUAGGUGUAUGCGAAGACAGGCUGCAUAAGGCUGUGGUCAUCACACUGGCCUUGGCAGCAGCCAAUAGCUGUUUCAAUCCUUUGCUCUAUUAUUUUGCAGGGGAGAAUUUUAAGGAUAGACUAAGGUCUGCCCUCAAAAAAGGACAUCCUCAGAAGGUGAAGACAAUGUUUAGCUUUCCUGCUUGUGUAUGGUUGAAAACAGAAACAAGCAUGCAAGGAAAUACUAGGUGAGGCCUGUUCUCACAUCCUUG